Budorcas taxicolor (takin) is the source of this 1441-nucleotide messenger RNA. It is a transcript of the gene PIR, whose product is annotated as pirin. Gene Ontology annotation, biological process: monocyte differentiation. Lineage: Eukaryota; Metazoa; Chordata; Mammalia; Artiodactyla; Bovidae. Gene Ontology annotation, molecular function: quercetin 2,3-dioxygenase activity. The transcript is spliced from 11 exons. The coding region runs from base 367 to 1236 and encodes 289 amino acids. The record is from RefSeq and is a predicted model, not a curated record. Gene Ontology annotation, cellular component: nucleus.
CACUGGGCUCGAGUACCUGGCGCCCGCGGGGCCGGGCGGGGCAGACCCCGCCCUCUCUGGCCCGCUUUACACUCCCAGGGGAGUCUCCUAAGGGAAAUGGCCAGAGAGGCUUAAGUAGUCCUCUGCAGUUUGGUGCAAGUCGCAGACGACUUUUCUUUCUGCAGAGCACUAAGAUCUGACUUUAGACUCACAAAGAGGAAGCACUUUUGAAUUGAGGGUCCUGAGUAGAAUACAGAUUGCGUGGUCAAGGGCACCUCCUCCGUGAGUUUCCUGUGCUCUUCUGUGCUCUGGAAGACUUCAGAGAAAGCUUCAAAUAUUUCUUGCCACAUUUUAUUUUAUUUUACUUGCUUUUUAACCUUGGACACGAUGUCGUCCAAGAAGGUUACCCUCUCAGUGCUCAGCCGGGAGCAGUCAGAAGGAGUUGGAGCGCGAGUCCGCAGAAGCAUCGGAAGACCCGAGUUAAAAAAUCUGGAUCCAUUUUUACUAUUAGAUGAAUUUAAAGGUGGUAGACCAGGUGGAUUUCCUGAUCACCCACACCGAGGUUUUGAAACAGUAUCUUACCUCCUGGAAGGGGGCAGCAUGGCCCAUGAAGACUUCUGCGGACACGCUGGUCAGUUGAACCCAGGAGACCUGCAGUGGAUGACCGCGGGCCAGGGCAUCGUGCAUGCUGAGAUGCCUUGCUCAGAGGAGCCAGUCCACGGCCUACAACUGUGGGUUAAUUUGAGGAGCUCACAGAAGAUGGUGAAGCCUCGGUACCAGGAACUGAAAAGUGACGAAAUCCCUAAACCCAGUCAAGAUGGCGUGACCGUUGCUGUUAUUUCUGGAGAAGCCCUGGGAAUCAAGUCCAAGAUUUACACUUACACACCAACCUUAUAUUUGGACUUUAAAUUGGACCAAGGAGCGAAGCAUGUGCAAUCUAUUCCUAAAGGGUGGACAAGCUUCAUUUAUACCAUAUCUGGAAAUGUGUAUAUUGGACCCGAUGAUGCACAGCAAAAAAUAGAACCUCAUCACACAGCCGUGCUGGGAGAAGGUGACAGUGUCCACGUGGAGAACAAGGAUCCUCAGAGAAGCCACUUUGUCCUAAUUGCUGGGGAGCCAUUAAAAGAACCAGUUGUCCAGCAUGGUCCAUUUGUGAUGAACACAGAUGAAGAGAUUUCUCAGGCCAUUCUUGAUUUCAGAAAUGCGAAAAACGGCUUUGAAAGAGCCAAAACCUGGAAAUCAAAGAUUGGAAACUAGUGACAAGCAUAAGCGCAGCUCUGACUGCCUUCUAGAAUGUUGCCCUUUGUGGCAUCCACCCAUUUAGGGUGUGCAGUUUCCAAGGAUGAUUUCGCCAGUGUUUGUAAAGAAUUCCACACUCAAGUGACAACAUGUUUUCUUUUUUUUAAAUAUAGCACUGUGUGUAAGAUAUUUCCUGGCCCGAGCAAAUAAACCUAAUUGUUGC